AUCGACAGGAAGCCGUUAAGCCGUUAAAGUGGACUGUCUGAUUAGAUAUUAAAUAUCUGUUGUAGCAUCCGAUACCUAGACAUAUCCUUUUUAGACUAUAGAUGGGUUGUUGUACAAAAAUUGACGAUCGGUGGAAAGAGUUGUUGCAAAAAUGACGCAGAAUUUCCUCCGCUGCCUCAUGUGUCGUCAGUUUCGGACGUAUUUCCUACUUGUGAUAGCCAUGGCUUUCAUCUUUCAAAGUUUACUUGUGUUCUAUUUGUUGGCAAAAGUUAAGGAUACUGACGGCCCUACUGAAUUUGGAUCUUCAGACUCAUCAAGAAUUCAGCAAGCUUUUGUGAAUGAGAAGGAACCUAGUGUUUCGAGCAAAUCAGCUUGUGGAAUAUUGAGCAAAACUGCUCUUUCAGCUAUCAAGAGAGCAACUACAAAAAAGUGCAAAGAAGAGUUAAGUGAUAUUGCCUGCAGACUAAAAAAUUAUCAAUUGGUACCUGAAAGAUUACCAAAUUAUUGUCCCCGUAAGGAUUCUGUUCCUGGAAGUUCUUUAGGUUGUUUCCACGAUAAUAACCAGUCAAGGCUGCUCUCUUCAUAUGGUGUCAAACUCCCAGGAUUGACCAACCAAAAGUGCAUUGACCUUUGUGCUCAGUCAGCAUUUAUGUAUGCUGGUACUCACAAUGGCAAAGAAUGCUACUGUGGUAACAAAAAGCCGUCAUUAGAGCAUCUUCUUACGAGAACAUAUUGCAGCGUUCCUUGCGAUGGCCAAUCUAGUCAAACUUGUGGAGGUGUAGACGCGACGGAAAUAUUCGAUUCAGGAGUUCCUACGAGAGAUUCUGCAAAAUUGCAAGCACCGAUCGUCAAUGGUACUGCCAAAAUAGCGUUUAUUUUGACCUUGAACGGUCGUGCGCUGAGACAAGUCACCCGGCUUCUCAGAGUCAUAUAUAGGCCACAUCAUGUUUAUUUGAUCCAUGUUGAUGCCAGACAAGAUUUCCUAUUCCGCAGUUUACUGCAACUGGAGCUGAGGUAUCCUAAUAUCCGAAUAAGCAGAAAACGGCAGUCAUCCAUAUGGGGUGGAGUUUCCUUACUUGACGUUCUACUCCAGUCCAUGGAGCAGUUAUUGGAGAUCGAUAGUCAAUGGCAAUUUGUUUUCAAUUUGAGCGAAUCUGACUUUCCCCUGCGAUCAAUCGAGAGUUUGGAAGCCCUGCUGGCUGCUAAUCCCGGGAGAAAUUUUCUUAAAUCGCAUGGGCGGCAAACCCGGCAAUUCAUCCAUAAGCAAGGACUGGAUAGAGUAUUUCACCAGUGUGAGAGCCGCAUGUGGCGAGUGGGUGACCGCAAUCUACCAGCUGGUAUUCGAAUCGAUGGUGGAUCUGACUGGGUCGGACUUGCGCGUUCAGUCGUUGAGUUUGCUACCUCACCUUCUUAUAGUAAUGACCCACUUUUGCGUGGGCUCAAAGAGCUUUAUCGUUACACCCUCCUGCCGGCCGAAUCCUUUUUUCACGUUCUUAUCCUGAAUUCGAAAUUCUGUGACAGCUACGCAGACAAUAAUUUGAGAAUGACACUCUGGAGGAGGAGCCAAGGUUGUCUUUGUCAGCACCGUCAUGUUGUUGAUUGGUGUGGCUGCUCACCGAUGGUUUUCCGUACAGCAGAUUGGACUCAUCUGACGUCAGUAAUGUCCAAAUCUACAGUGUUUUUCGCUCGCAAGUUUGAGGCAGCCAUUGAUCAGAGCGUGAUGAAUCGUCUGGAAGAACAGUUAACGAACGCUUCAUUAAGUUACCCAGGUUUGGAUUGCUAUUGGGAAAGCGCUUACCAUAGAGCCGACCUAACACCGAAGCCUAAUCCGGCUCUUUUAACCGUUGCGCUUAGCCUGGCGAAACAUGCAAUUUCGCUGUUGUUACAAAACAGUGUUGCGGAAUGUCCAGGCCUCAGGCCAAGCCGGGUUGUUGCCAUCACGUCCUAUUUUCGGCAUGAUCACUAUGUGGGCGACCUGAUACACUUUGAAGUCGAUGAAAAAGACGUCGAAUUUGAAGCACUAGUCAAGCCUCUUACCAAGACAACUCACUUGAUGGAAUCCCCAAGAAUUCUUAGUACGCUACAAGUCGGUUCGGAUUUCGACCCUAAAGAACAAAUUUUCAGAAACCGUUUGGGUGUGCUCACUUCUACGUCUAAACCAACUGUAACCUAUAAAUGGACCGGUCAUAUCAAUACCACUACAGCAUCUCAGUUAGCUCAUUUAAUAUGGUUCGACCCGGACGACAACGUAAGAGCCGUUCACAAUGUAAAUGUGACGGAUGCGUCUAAGAUGGGCAAUCAAAAUCUGGAAAUCGACCACCCUCUGAAACCGGGGGUGUGGUUAGUUGCUGUCAUCUAUGAUGGGAAAAAAAUUGCCACAACUGAGUUUCUAAUUGUUCCCCAGGCUGGCUACCAAAGCACACAUUUUGAAACCAGGAUCAGUGAAUCUCAAAAGGUGUGGGAAAAGUAUUUACCUGUUGAUGCUAAGUCGGCAAUUUAUCGCCGAGAAAAGGCAUUAUUAAUGAAAAAAGACAUAUCGAAAUUUGUGGAUAAGAUGACUGCAGAAUAUUAUGCCAUUCAAGAUAUUUGUUACAAGGAUCAGCCACCACAUUGUGCGACCAUCGGAUUUCAUGACUGGCAGUCGUGUUUAAGCACGGAUUGGAGUUCUUUUUCUCAAGAUCCAAAAUCUAAACUGCUAUAA
Daphnia carinata is the source of this 2701-nucleotide messenger RNA. RefSeq names its product xylosyltransferase oxt-like (gene oxt). Gene Ontology annotation, molecular function: protein xylosyltransferase activity. The transcript is spliced from 2 exons. The record is from RefSeq and is a predicted model, not a curated record. The coding region runs from base 152 to 2701 and encodes 849 amino acids. Lineage: Eukaryota; Metazoa; Arthropoda; Branchiopoda; Diplostraca; Daphniidae. Gene Ontology annotation, biological process: heparan sulfate proteoglycan biosynthetic process; chondroitin sulfate proteoglycan biosynthetic process. Gene Ontology annotation, cellular component: membrane.